AGGAGAAACAAUUAAUGGCAAAAUGACCCAAUCAAACCCUCGGACACAGAUUUAGAGGCGGAGAUUACGCUGCCGCCCGUUCACGGGCUCUGUUUUGGUCAAAGUGGGCGGCUCCGCGCUCUGCCAAUGGGCAGGCACCGCGGCCGCACCGGAAGUGACGCCGCCGUCCCGGGCUCGGUACCGGGCCCGCGCCAUGGAGGCCUGGGUGCGCUUCAGCGCCCAGAGCCAGGCCCGGGAGCGCCUCCUCAGGGCCGCCCAGUACGCCUGUGUGUUGGCGGGGGCCGCGCUGACGCCCGGGGCUCCGGGCGCCGGGCGCCUGAGGCGGCUGCAGCCGGGGAGCCUGAGGCGGCUGCAGCAGCUGGAGGCGCACCUGAGCCUGGGCCGCAAGCUGCUGCGUUUGGGGGGCUCAGCCGAGGCUCUGGGCGGCGCCCAGCGCUCGCUGCACCUCCCUGACCCCGUGCUGCGUUUCUGCCUCACCCUGUCCCACCUGAACCGGGCUCUGUUCCUGGCCUGUGACAACGUCCUGUGGGCCGGCAAAACCGGGGUCCUGCCCGGCCUGGCCAUGGAGAAGUGGAGCCAGAGGUCCUUCAGGUAUUACCUCUUUGCCCUGCUGGUGAGCCUCAGCAGGGACGCCUACGAGAUCCGGCUGCUGCUGGAGCGGCCGGCGGCGGGCGGAGUCGGGGGGGGCGCCGAGAGCAGAGCCCGGCCCGGCGCCGAGGGCAGCGCGCAGCACCUGCGGCUGCGGCUGCAGCUCCUGCUGCAGGUGCUGCGGGACAACCCGCCCGUGCUGCUGGACCUGCUGAGGAACGCCUGCGACCUGGUGAUCCCGCUGGAGAGGCUGGGGCUGUGCAGGAGCAGCCCCGCACUCGUGGGCUUCUGCGGGCUCGCCUCGUCCCUGCUCUCCAUCGUCACCAUCCUCCACCCCUGGCUCAAGCUGAAGCCAUAGUUAUCCUUGAGAAUUUGGGGGAUUUUGGGGGGUUUUGGCACCUCUGGAAGUGACUGGUUGCUGCCAUUCCCAUCAUUCCUGACUCCUUGGAGCGACAUGGUUUUCAGAAUUGGAUCCCACAGGGACAUCAGCUCCCAAAAAUGUGGUUUUUUCCCAUUGACUUUUAGGGAAAAAAUAGGGAUUCAACGUUCCCCCUUUCUUUUUGGGAAGAGCCUUUCACGUGGAGCCAGCUAAUGGGAAUAUUUGGGGCUGGAAAAUGUGGAUUUUGGGGCUGGAAAAUGUGGAUUUUGGGGCUGGAAAAUGUGGAUUUUGGGGUGGAAAAUGUGGAAUUUGGGGUGGAAAAUGUGGGGUUCUGUGGGCUCGCCUCGUCCCUGCUCUCCAUCGUCACCAUCCUCCACCCCUGGCUCAAGCUGAAGCCAUAGUUAUCCUUGAGAAUUUGGGGGAUUUUGGGGGGUUUUGGCACCUCUGGAAGUGACUGGUUGCUGCCAUUCCCAUCAUUCCUGACUCCUUGGAGCCAUGAGGUUCCAGAAUUGGAUCCCACAGGGACAUCAGCUCCCAAAAAUGUGGUUUUUUCCCAUUGACUUUUAGGGAAAAAAUAGGGAUUCAACGUUCCCCCUUUCUUUUUGGGAAGAGCCUUUCACGUGGAGCCAGCUAAUGGGAAUAUUUGGGGCUGGAAAAUGUGUGGAUUUUGGGGCUGGAAAAUGUGGAAUUUGGGCUGGAAAAUGUGGGGUUCUGCGGGCUCGCCUCGUCCCUGCUCUCCAUCGUCACCAUCCUCCACCCCUGGCUCAAGCUGAAGCCGUGAUUUUCUUGGGAUAUUGGGAAUUUUGGGGGGUUUAUCCCAAAAUUGUGGUUGUGACACCUCUGGAAGUGACUGGCUGGUGCCAUUCCCAUCAUUCCUGACUCCUUGGAGCCAUGAGGUUCCAGAAUUGGAUCCCACAGGGACAUCAGCUCCCCAAUAUAUGUUUUUCCCAUUGAGAUUUCCAGCAAUUUUAGGGGAAAAUAUAGGGCUUCAAUGUUCCCCCUUUCUUUUUGGGAAGAGCCUUUCACGUGGAGCCAGCUAAUGGGAAUAUUUGGGGCUGGAAAAUGUGGAUUUUGGGGCUGGAAAAUGUGGAUUUGGGGCUGGAAAAUGUGUGGAUUUUGGGGGCUGGAAAAUGUGUGGAUUUGGGGCUGGAAAAUGUGGAUUUCGGGCUGGAAAAUGUGGAUUUCUGGGGAUCUCUCCUGGUUUUCUGUGCAGGGUGAAGCCAUGGGGUUGGGGUGAUUCUGGUGCCAGAUAACGUAUCCAGCCCCAAAUUGUUUGGAUGUUUUUUUCCUGCCUUAUUAAAAAAGAAAAAAAAUCAGAGUGCAGGGAGAGGAGAAAGUGUGUCAGGGCUAAAUCCACGGCUUUGGGGGCUCCAAAUUCUUAAAUUCCAGAGGCGGAUUUUCCUUGGAUCUGUCCCUGGGAAAUCAGGAAUUUUUGGGAUAUUCUUAAAUUCCAGAGGUGGAUUUUUCCCUUGGGAAAUCAGGAAUAUAUUGAAGGUUUUUUUGGGAGCCCUAAAUUAUCAAAUUCCAGAUUGUCCCUGGGAAAUCAGGAAUAUCUUGAAGGAUUUUUUGGGAGCCCCAAAUUAAAUUCCAGAGGUGGAUUUUCCUUGGAUCUGUCCCUGGGAAAUCAGGAAUUUUUGGGAUAUUCUUAAAUUCCAGAGGCGGAUUUUUCCCUUGGGAAAUCAGGAAUAGGUUUGAAGGUUUUUUUGGGAGCUCCAAAUUAAAUUCCAGAGGUGGAUUUUUCCCUUGGGAAAUCAGGAAUAUAUUGAAGGUUUUUUUUGGGAGCUCCAAAUUAUUAAAUUCCAGAUAGUCCUGGGAAAUCAGGAAUAUCUUGAAGGAUUUUUUGGGAGCUCCAAAUUAAAUUCCAGAGGCAGAUUGUCCCUUGGGAAAUCAGGAAUAAGUUUGAAGUUUUUUUUGGGAGCCCCAAAUUAAAUUCCAGAGGUGGAUUUUCCUUGGAUCUGUCCCUGGGAAAGCAGGAAUGGGUUUGAAGUUUUUUUUUGGGAGCCCCAAAUUAUCAAAUUCCAGAUUGUCCUGGGGAAUCAGGAAUAUCUUGAAGGUUUUUUGGGAGCCCUAAAUUAAAUUCCAGAGGCGGAUUUUCCUUGGAUCUGUCCCUGGGAAAUCAGGAAUUUUUGGGAUAUUCUUAAAUUCCAGAGGCAGAUUUUUUUUCCUAGGGAAAUCAGGAAUAUAUUGAAGGUUUUUUUGGGAGCCCUAAAUUAUCAAAUUCCAGAUUGUCCCUGGGAAAUCAGGAAUAUCUUGAAGGAUUUUUGGGAGCCCCAUGCUGAACUCCCGGGCCCGCCUGGGUUGUGCCCAAGGUUUUUCAGGUGCUGGGGGCUCUGGGGCAGAGUGGGGAUCCCGCGUGUCCGUGUGAUUAAUUAAUUAAUGAAUUAAUGACUAAUUGAGUGAUUAAAGUGCAGCAAACACUGCCUCAGACACUCGUGGAGCUC
Messenger RNA from Camarhynchus parvulus, 3408 nucleotides. RefSeq names its product peroxisomal biogenesis factor 11 beta (gene PEX11B). Gene Ontology annotation, cellular component: peroxisomal membrane. Gene Ontology annotation, biological process: regulation of peroxisome size; peroxisome fission. The record is from RefSeq and is a predicted model, not a curated record. Lineage: Eukaryota; Metazoa; Chordata; Aves; Passeriformes; Thraupidae.